Molecule: messenger RNA, 7032 nt
Organism: Stegodyphus dumicola
Lineage: Eukaryota; Metazoa; Arthropoda; Arachnida; Araneae; Eresidae
Source: RefSeq, a predicted model, not a curated record
UUUUGAAUUACGCUUGUGUUCUGAGAUAUGAUGUCAACGAGUGAAGUAAAUGAACAGUUGUGUCCAUUGGUUGACCACUUAAGUUUAUAGUUAAUUUAAUAUAUGAAAACGAUUUUAAUCAGAUUUGUGAUUUCAAAAAAUGAUUCAAGUGCUGAGAAAGCAGAUAGUGAAUUCUGAUCUUGAAGAUGUUUGCUUAAUUUCAAACCUGAAAAUCUAGCAUGCUCUGUGAAAAUCAAGAUUAUCUUAAUUAUUCAUGAUUGCUGGACAUACAUUUUACAUACACAAGUGCAAUAAAAAUGGCUCAAGAUACCAAAAGAGGCGUGAGGAGUUGGUCACUUCGUGAUGAAGUGGAAGAAAAGUUAAGGCUAGAUGCAGAAAGGGAAAAGAAAAAACAAGAAAGAGAAGCUAAAAAAAGACAAGAAGUUGAAAAAGUUAAAACGAGUAAUUUAAUUGAUCAAGUUCCUUUUUUGUUGAAUGAUAAAUCAACUAGAGGGAAAUCAAAUAAUUCAUCAAGUUCUGUGUCAAAGAAUUCUGCAGGAUCAUCUGGUAAAAGCAGUGAACCUAAAAGUUCUUCAGCAUCUUUAGAACCAUUUUAUGAUGACAUAUGGGAUGAAAGUCCUGCUGUAAAUCCUCCAUUGAAUGAUAAUACUUGGGAUGAUGUGUGGGAUGAGAGAAAGGUAGAAACAAAUAAAGUAAACAAGGAAUGGAAGAAUGAGGACCACCAGAAUUCUUGGCAAACAGUUCAAUCCAAACAUCAACGUCACAACCAAAAUUCUUUGGCUUCCAAAAGGGGCAAUAAAACUUCCGAAAAAAGCCGAAAAUUUAAAAACAGUUGGUCCACACAAGUCAAUGAACAACGUAAGAAAGACACCACUCCUAUCUGGGACUUUCCUGACCGACAUUUUUCAACAUCUGGUGCUGUUGAAGCUCCGCCACCAGUUGUGAAUGUGUGGGUGAAGAGGCUGAUACAUACUGAAGAAGUGAAAGCUAUGGAACCUACAAAUGAAACUGAAGAGGAAUUUAUGAUUCGGCAAGCCAUAGAAUUAAGCAAGGCUGAAGCCAUGAAAGCUGAAGAACGUCGGAAGAAACUUGAAGAAGAAUAUCAACUCCAGAUGGAACUGCUGCAGUCAAAUCCAGAAUAUUUCUCAGAAUUUAGGGAGGAUACAAGUAAUAAAUCCACUCCUGAGGUUGCAAUAAAAUGCUGGGAUAGUACCAACUAUAAUAGGUCAACCACUGAAGUUACAAAAGAUUGUUGGGAUAAUACUGAUGAUGAAGAUAAAAAUAGUUUAUGGAAUGAGAAAAAAUCUACAAAGGCAUCUACUUUAUGUACUCAAAAAGGAAACAAAGCAGCAUCGUAUGCUGGUGCAAAACCAAAAUAUAAUGCAAUUAUUGAUACUUUUGGUGGAUGGGGCUUAAAAGAUACUAAUUUUCAGAAAUCAGGUACAAAAACCCCAAAAUAUGAUCAGAAAUCCAUUUCUAAUUCUCAUGAUGCAUAUAAAGUGGAAGAUGACUGGGAUGCAGAGAUCAUAAAUGAAUAUAAAUCAUCAUCAGAGGAAAGGGAAUGGUCAGAUCAUACCAAAAAUUAUAAUAAAAAAAAUUCAAAAGCUUUUGGUAAUGAAGUUUUUAAAAAUGAAACGCUAGGUUCAAAAAUCGCAAAAAAUAAUAAAACAUAUGAACCAUGUAACAGCAAAUUAGAAGAUUGGGAUGAAUCUGGAAGUGAAGAGACUGAAAAGCAAGCAUUCAAAGAGAGUAAAGCUUGUGAAUUAGAGAGUAGUGAAUGGGAUACUUUAGGAAAUGAAAAGCAGAAGCAACAUUUGAAGAGGAAGGACUCUUAUAAUACUUUUCAAUCAAAGGAUAGUGAAUGGCAGAAUUCUAAAACUGCUAUUUGCCAGUCGAAGGACAGUGAAUGGGAUGUUGCUGAAACUGAUACUUAUCAGCCGAAGGUCAGUGAAUGGGAUAGUUCUAAAAUUGAUACUUAUCAGUCAAAGGACAGUGAAUGGGAUAGUUCUAAAAUUGAUACUUAUCAGUCAAAGAACAGUGAAUGGGAUAGUUCUAAAAUUAGUACUUAUCAGUCAAAAGACAGUGAAUGGGAUGUUACUGAAACUGAAACACAGACAUUGAAGGAGAAGAGCAAUUUUGGAGUAUAUAAUUUAAAUGUUAGUGGAUGGGACGUUGCUGAAAGUCAAAAAGUAGAGAAACAGUGUGAAGGUCUACAUAGUAAGUGGGAUGAUACAUCGGGAGGAGGCCAGUAUGACACUCAUAUUUUGAAGGAAGGUGAUAAAAUUCCAAAUGCUGAAUAUAUAGAUAGAGGCAAUUCAUUUGAGAAUAAUAUUUUAAUAGAAAAUAAGAUUUCUGAACAUGGUGACAAAACAGAUAUCUCUGAAACUUUCUAUCGGCAUCCAUUUAGUGAAGCAAAAUUAAAACAUGAACAUAAUGAAACAACAGGAAAAUCAGUUAAUAUAAGUAAUAAUGAACUUGGGAGCAAUAUUUUGAAUGAUUCUUUUUUUAAAAGUAGUAACAGUUCUAGUGUGUUUGAUAAUUUUGAGCAAAAAAUUUCUAAUACUGUUGCAUGGAAUGAUCAAACUUCUAGAAUUUUGCCUGGGAUACAUAAUAUUAAUUUGGAACAAAAUUCCUCAGUUAUAUCUUCCAAAGAAUCACUGAAAGCAGCUAAAGAUAUUUCUCCAAUAGAAUGUGUUACAUCGGAAUCUUUUAAGGGUAAUGAAAGUGCCUUUAAUCUUGAAACUGUAUUUUUACCUAGUGGUAAUGCUGUAGACUAUACUAAACAUUUGCAAAAAUCUGAUAUAUCAUCAGCAAGUGAGUUAAGAAGUGAACAAAAUAGUGCUUCAGAUAGCUUUACAGGUGAUAUGCUAAAUUCACAAUUUAAAGUACCAAAUAUUUCUCAGCCUUCAUCAUUUGGACCUACUGGAACAGCUCCCUUUUUAAAUCCUUUGGGAGCUCAUUUGAUGCCAUUAGUUGGCAUAAAUCCUCUCCUUAUGCAACAAAUGCUUCUGAGUAAUCCUUUUUUCAUCACUCAGUUACAAGCAAUGGAUCUUUAUUAUAGGUCUCAAGGCAUUCCAACCACUGCAUAUCCGUGCUAUCCCCCACAUGCUCAGAUACCCAGUAUGCAUCAUAUGAACAAUAAUUCUGGAAAUAUUAAUUCUUUUGCACAGAAUUACACUGAAGCUGCUGAAGAAAGUUAUGCUCAUGUUUCUUCAGCUUCUCAUGUAGUAGAUUGUCCAAUACCUCCACCAACAAAUAGCAUUCCAACUCAGGAGAAAAAGUCAACUAAUUCUGGACCACCUGGAAUCUGUGCUAGUCUUGUACUUCCUGUGAAUGAACUUUAUAAAGAUGACAGUCCUUUGGCUAAGCUGGGUUUUGGUGGAGAUACCAUAAUACCACCUCCCAAACCUCCAGUUUUGCAAAGUGAGGUUUCUGUAUCCCAUACAGAAGUGUCUUGCCCAAAUGCCUUAGAUAAUAAAGAAAGUAGUUUAUCAAGUUUUGGAAGUAGAGCUACAAAUAUUAUUCCAAAUCAGAAACAUCAAAUAAAUGAUUCUUUAAAUGAAAACAUUUUUUUUUCUAAUUUAAAGAAUUUUAAAGUGCCUCCAAGAGAAAAUGUUCCAGAUUAUGAAGUAAAAUCAAGUGUUUCUGGAUCCUUUGGUAUCUGUGGUUCUGUUGUAAGUCCUAUUGAUGAACCUGUCUGUGGAGCUUUACAAGGUGCUUCUCAAUCGCCAAAUAUUAUAUCUCCUUCAAAUAAUAACGAAUUUCGUCCAUGCGAGACUCAGACAUCACUUCAAAGCAGCAAAAUUGAGCAUGUUAGUUGGAGUGAUUCUGAAAAUGAAGAUGAGCCUUUAGGUAAGAAUAAAUAUUGGGAGGAGGAUACGGCUGAAUGGGAAAGUGAGUCUUACCCAGUACAGUCAAUGAGAGAUGCCAUUAGAUAUGAUCUUAAAAAAAGUACUAAUCGACAGCCAGCUAGUCAACCAAGUUUUAGUGUUAAGAAGAGAAAUAUGCUACAGAAAUAAUAUAUAAUAUUGAAAAAAUAUUAUAAAAUUAAUAAAAAUUAAUCCGUUUUUUUCACAUGAAAUAAGUAAUUAAAAAGAAAUAUUAUUAAUGCAUUACAUGGUCUGCUUACUGUUUACAUCACUUGUCAAGUACAGGUGUAGAAGUAAAGAAAGGCAGUGUUAAUGUUGAAUUUUUUUAGUACUAAUUUGUAGUUUAAUAGUUAAAUCAUUACAAUAAGAAAAUUAUUCUUUGUUGUUCACAUAAUGCUUCACUAAUAAUAUUAAUGUAUAAUAUAUGCACAUUAAUGUAUUUUAUAUGAUUUUUAAAAUUUAAUAUGUUAUCCUAAUUAUUUAUUAUGUUUAUAAUUGAAAGUCGUAACCACAUGAUUGUUACGUUGUGCAAAAACUUAAGUAAUCUUUCGUUUACUUAUUCCUUUAUUAUCAUCAUAAUGAUUAAAAAUUGUGAAAUUUCUGUAUUAUUUAAGCAUUCUUGUAUUUGACUUAAAUGAAUUAUCAUAGUUGUAAGACAGCUUUAAAAAUGAGAAAGCUAUGCUCCACAAAAUUUGUAUUUGAUUUAUUUCAUUCAUUAUUUCAUACUGUAUGUUGUGUUUAUUUGUCAGUCUUUAGUAUUCAGAUUUUUUUAGAAAGGUCAGAUUUGUAGGCAGGGGGACUACUUAUUAAAUUUUUUUUUUCAAAACAUGAACUUUUUUACUCAUCUAUGAAGCAUGAAUAAUACAUUUAUUCAUAACAUAGUUGAAGGAUUAUUAUUCAAGAAAUAUGAUUCUUGUAUUAAAAAAAACUUUCAUUUGCCAUGUAUUAUAUUUUUUGUAAUUACAUAUCAAUGACAAGUAGGAAUUAUUGACAGGGUAUCAUAAUCAAUUGUAGCCUUUUUGUAUAAUUUUGCUUUUUAAUACUUAGGCUGUUCUCUUAAAUUUACAAUGAACUCGGUUGUUUGUUAAAAGUUUGGAAGACAUCUGUGAUAUUUGUUUAAAGUAUGUUGUAUGUUAUUGGAAGUAAUAUUUCAUUUUGAAAAAUGUUUUCACUUAUGUUUGUAAUUCAGUUGUAUUAGAAUUUUGUAUAAUCUUUUUUUUUUUUUUUUUUUUUUUUUUUUUUUUUUUUAAUAAUAUGUUUGUCAGAAUUUUUUUGAGCAAUUGGAGUAUGUUCUUGUAGUUAUGUAGUAUGCAUUAUAAUUAAGUGUACUGAGUACUUCUAAAAGCAGAUGUUAUCAGUACAGUGUCUGAGAUCCAGAAUCGCUGAUAUUUUGGCAGUUUUGAAUUUAAAAAAUGUCUGGAUUUUAGAUCAGUUUAAAUCUAGUAAGAUGAGUUGUAGACAUGGCAACAUUAGGACUUCACUUAUUCUUUCAAUAAAAGAAUGCUAACCAAUCUCAGGGCUAGUGCCAGAGCAAGUGCAACUGUUGUGGCUGCACUGGUUGUCAGAAUUUAAGAGCAGCAAACAUUUUUGAAUUUAGAGGAGCACAAAUUAGGAAAACAUCAAAAAUCAGAGAUGGUUAUUUAGAGAGAUCAGAGAUCACAUUUAGAGUUUAGGAGAGCACCAGCCAUCCGCCUCCACAGCCACUCAAACCUUAAAAAUGUGUGAUCCAAGCCAUUAUCAGUUCAAGGUGAAUUAAUGCAUUGUUAUUGGCUACUAUGUGACUCUUUGGCUAGCAGAUGUUUGAAAGUGAUAUGCAGGAAUCUCCUUUAAUCCAGAGAAAAGUCUCAUUUACAGUACACCUGCUUCCUUAUGUUGCUGUAUUCUCCAUUUUUAGACUUUAUAAAGGUGGGGGAUUAUUUUAUUUUGUAGUUAUUUUCUGGCUGGUGGUCUGGAUAUAUUAGAUCAUUUUGGAUAUUCGAGGUCUGGAUUUCGGACUUAGUACCAUAUGCCAGUUAACCUUUAAGUCCUUAAACAUGUAAUAGUGCAAACAUAGUAUGAUUUUGAUAUUAAUCCCGCUUAAGCUUGAAAUCUUUAAAGCUAAAUAUUAAGUUACAUAUAAUUUUAGCAUAGUUGUGAAAGGACAUACUGCAUUAUAUAUUUUUAAAAGUUAAAAGAUAAGCAAAUAUGUGUUACACAUAUUAUAUAAACUUAUUUCCCAAAAAGUUGUAAAUAAAGAAUUUUUAAGAUUGUUUGCUUAAGUAUUGUAAUUCAGUUAAUAUAUCAUUAAUUGAUUGAAUGUAGCUUUAAGAAACUUCAUUGCAUUAUUGUCAAUUAUGUUAGAAAUAAAGAAAGUAUUUAAAAAUUAAUGAUAUUAUAUUUAAUUAAUUUCAUUCCAUAUUUAUCAUGGCUUAAAAAUCCUGUAAAUAAACACUAUUUUUAAAUGGAAAAUCAAUAGCAUAGCUUUAAACAAAUAGCUAAAUCAUUUUAAUUACUAAAUAUUUAAACUUUUAAAAUAUUUUUCCAUUUAAAACAGAGUUAGGAAACACCAAAACGCUAACAAAGGCGAGCAGCUAUUAUGCAUUGAAAAAUUAGUUUGUGUGUGUAUAUAUAAUAAUGAUAUACCAAUUAAUAUCAGUAUAUUUAACCCUUUGCACUCGAGCGGCACCCGAGUGAUUUGAAGUCUUAAAUCGUGCGAUACUAUGGUCUUUUGUAACUUGAUCUCCUUAUUUACGAUGUGCAACAAGAUAUUUUUCUCAGAAGUACUUUCGUGGACUAAAAUCCGCUGACACUGUAGCUAAAUCUUAGCUCAGUUUAGUUAGUCUCCGUAGCAUUCACUUGAAAUAGUCUUGGCAGUAAAUAUAGUAACUAAAAAGUGUUUGAGUCCGAAAAAUAUGGAGGAAGAUCAGAUCAGCUCGACUUAGACGAAUUCGAUUUUGCUGCUUUGGAUGAUGAACUUACCGACAGAUUUCGAACAGAUUACACCGCGAAACGAAUGAAUCCAGUGAUGCAGUAAGAGGUGCGAGACGACUGAAAAUUAGAAUUAUAGAGAGUGACAGUGAAAUUGAGAGUUACAAAAUAUCACACCAAAACUAAUUACAGAGUGUAAUAUUUAUCAAACUUUGUUGUUUUUGACAUAUAAAUGAAUAAACUGGGGAAAUUUUAU